Messenger RNA from Pristis pectinata (smalltooth sawfish), 6094 nucleotides. It is a transcript of the gene neo1a, whose product is annotated as neogenin 1a. The coding region runs from base 27 to 4541 and encodes 1504 amino acids. Gene Ontology annotation, cellular component: membrane. The transcript has 29 exons. Gene Ontology annotation, molecular function: protein binding. Lineage: Eukaryota; Metazoa; Chordata; Chondrichthyes; Rhinopristiformes; Pristidae. Gene Ontology annotation, biological process: cell-cell adhesion. The record is from RefSeq and is a predicted model, not a curated record.
GCCGGGUUUUCCGGGCGACCCCGUCCAUGCUGGGUAUUGUCCGCGAGUGGCGGCCGCUCGCAGCUCCGCUCUGCUCGGCGAGCUCUUCCCCGACCGACGGCGGACAGGCGGCGAGUCCCAGCGCGGCAGCAGCGGGCGCCCGAGGCCCAGGCGCAGGCCCGCGGCGGGAGAUGGCGGAGCGCCGACUGCGGCUGUUGCUGGCGCUGGCGGCUCUGAGCGCGGCCCGGAGCUCAGAAUCUGUCAUCCGAAGAUUCACACCUUUUUACUUCACGGUGGAGCCAGCAGACACACUCGCGAUACGAGGGUCCUCAGUUAUACUGAACUGUUCGGUUUUCGCUGAACCCAGGGCCAGAAUUGAAUGGAGAAAAGAUGGAACAUUCCUAAAUCUGAUUUCAGAUGAACGCAGACAGAUACUUCCAGAAGGUUCACUGUUGAUACACAGCGUAGUACAUUCCAAACACCACAAACCUGAUGAGGGAUUUUAUCAAUGUGUUGCCACUAUUGAUAGCCUGGGAACCAUUGUGAGCAGGACUGCCAAGAUGACAGUAGCAGGUCUUCCUCGGUUCAGUGGUCAGCCUGAGGCUGUCUCUGUGUACCAAGGUGACACUGCCCUGCUCGGCUGUGAGGUGAAUGCUGAUCUUGUUCCAUUUGUGAGGUGGGAACAUAACCGACAGCUUAUGGUGUUGGAAGGCAGGUUCCUGAAACUCCCUAGUGGCACCUUGGAGAUCAGCAACGCCACUAACAGUGAUGCUGGACCUUAUCGCUGUUCUGUGGAAACCGCGGGUUCUUCCAAAACAAGUGAAGAGAUGGAGCUUACAGUUUUGCCAGAAAUGGGUGCAGAGCGAAAGCUGACAUUUCUCCAGCAACCUGUCUCCGUUAGUAAGGUGGCAGGCCAGUCAGUAAUAUUAUCAUGUGUGGUGUCUGGGUACCCAACACCCACCGUUCAGUGGGUCCACAAUGAUGAGAUCAUCUUGGAAAGGUCCCAAAGAAUGGCUUUGGUUGGUACUGGCAGUCUGCAGAUCAAUGAUAUCAUGGAAGAGGAUGCCGGGGUAUAUGAAUGUGUUGCAGAGUCCGGGAAUGAGACCAUCCAUGCUCAGGCAGAGCUUAGCGUUCAAGUCCCCCCUCACUUUCUGAAGCGACCUGUUAGCAUUUAUGCUCAUGAGUCCAUGGACAUUGUGUUUGAGUGUCAAGUGACGGGGACACCAAUGCCAACGGUAAAAUGGAUCAAGAAUGGAGACAUGGUGAUCCCGAGCGACUAUUUCAAGAUUGUUAAUGAGCGGAACCUGCAAGUUCUUGGUCUGGUGAAGUCUGACGAAGGUCUGUAUCAGUGCGUGGCAGAGAACAAUGUAGGGAACAAACAGGCCAGUGCCCAGCUCAUCAUCCUGGAGCACGAUGUUCCCAUCCCGACAUUUCCCCCCACCUCACUGACAAGUGCCACUGCUGACCAUCUAGCGACUGCCACUGCUGGACUCCUGCCCUCUGCCCCACGUGAUGUGGUGGCACUCCUCGUCUCUACCCGCUUCAUCAAGCUGACGUGGCGCCCGCCCGCAGAGCCUAAUGCAGAGAUCCUCGCCUACUCCGUGUACUAUGCCAAGGACGGUGCCAACAGGGAACGUGUGGAAAACACAAGUCGACCGGGUGAUCUGGAAGUGACGAUUGGAGACCUGAUGCCAGAUGUGAAGUAUGUGUUCCGAGUGGUUGCUCACAAUAAGCAUGGAGCAGGAGAGAGCUCUGCUCCUUUCAAAGUGGCCACCCAACCCGAAGUUCAAGUCCCCGGACCUGCCCAAAAUCUGAUUGCACAAGCAAACUCACCCACCUCAAUCACAGUCACGUGGCAGGAGCCUCAGUCAGAAAAUGGCCCAAUCGUGAACUACAAACUCUACUACAUGGAGAAAGGGGCAGGCAGUGAGCAGGAUGUGGAUGUUGGGAGUCUCUCUUACACCAUGAAUGGGCUGAAGAAAUUCACUGAGUACAGCUUCAGGGUGGUGGCAUACAACAAGCAUGGGCCCGGUGUCUCCACUGAGGAGGUCGUGGCCACCACCUAUUCUGGCGUCCCCAGUGCACCCCCACAGAACGUCACGCUAGAAGUCCGCAAUUCCAAGAGCAUUGUAGUGCACUGGCAACCACCUCCUCCAGGGACACACAACGGGGUGAUCACUGGUUAUAACAUUCGGUACAAAAAAGCAGGUCGCCGUGGGGAGACGGAUUCUACUGGCGGAAAUCAGCUUUCUCAGAUCAUAGAUGGGUUGGAGCGAAACACCGAGUACAGCUUCAGAGUUUCUGCAAUCACAGUCAACGGUACAGGACCCUCCUCAGACUGGGUGUCUGCUGAAACCUUUGAAAGUGACCUGGAUGAAUCACGGGUUCCAGACAAACCCAGCUCUCUCCACGUACGGCCUCUUAUUAACCACAUUGUUGUGAGUUGGACACCGCCUGAAAACCAGAACAUUGUUGUGAGGGGUUAUGCUAUUGGCUAUGGAAUUGGCAGCCCCCAUGCAGAAACCAUCCGCGUCGACUACAAACAACGUUACUACACCAUCGAGAACCUGGAGCCUAACUCGCACUAUGUGAUCACACUUAAAGCAUACAACAAGAUCGGUGAAGGAAUCCCUCUGUAUGAGAGCACAGCCACCAGGCCACUAACUGACCCUUUUGACCCUUCAGAAGUUUAUUUAUUUGAUCUUUUCAAUAAUCCAUACACUCCAGUACCAGACCCCAGCCCCAUGAUGCCCCCUGUUGGAGUGCAGGCCACUGUGCUUACCCACGACACCAUCCGAGUCACCUGGGCUGACAGCUCGCUGCCCAAGAACCAGAAGAUCACUGAUGCGCGUUACUACACAGUGCACUGGAAAACCAACUACCCUGCCAACACCAAGUACAAGACUGCAGACACCACCACAUUGAGUUAUAUUGUCUCAGGGCUGAAGCCAAACACACUCUAUGAAUUCUCUGUGAAGGUCACAAAGGGUCGGAGGUCAAGUACCUGGAGUAUGACGGCACAUGGAACAACAUUUGAAACUGUGCCAACAUCUCCUCCCAAGGAUCUAACUGUGGUCAGCAAGGAAGGCAAGCCAAGAACCAUCAUCGUAAACUGGCAGCCACCGUCAGAAGCCAAUGGAAAGAUAACAGGUUACAUCAUCUAUUACAGCACAGACAUUAAAGCAGAGAUUCAUGACUGGGUAAUAGAACCAGUUGUUGGAGACAGACUGACUCACCAGAUCCAGGACCUUACACUUGAUACUACGUACUACUUCAAAAUCCAGGCCCGCAAUUCCAAAGGCAUGGGCCCUUUGUCGGAGUUUGUCCAGUUCCGCACACCUAAAGCUGAGUCAUCAGACAAAAUGGCUCAUGAUCAAGCACCCGGAUCAUCUGGUAAAGUUGGGAAGAAUCCCCCACUGAUGGACUCGGGUACUGACACCAGGCAUUCCAUUGGUGGUCACAACAGUCCUCACGGCAGCCCCACCUCCAGCCUGGACAGCAACAUAAUGCUGAUUAUCAUCAUUUCUGUGGGCGUCUUCACAAUCAUCAUGGUGGUGGUCAUUGCUCUGAUCUGCACACGAAGAACCAACUAUCAGCAGAAAAAGAAGCGAGCUGCCUGUAAGUCUGCCAACGGAUCUCACAAGUACAAAGGCAAUUCGAAGGACGUGAAGCCUCCUGACCUUUGGAUUCACCACGAGCGCCUGGAGCUGAAACCAAAUGACAAGUCACCAGAUCCUAACCCUGUCAUGACAGAUACCCCUAUUCCCCGCAAUUCCCAAGAUAUCACUCCUGUUGAGAGCUCCAUGGACAAAGACCACCAGCGCAGGAAUUCCUACCUGGGCCGUGAACUGGAGGAUGGCGUGUCUUCCCUGAGUGGUCGGCGUGGACUACGGCCAAAGAUUAUGAUGCCUUUUGAUGCUCAGCCUCCACAGCCUGUGAUUAGUGCCCAUCCCAUCCAUUCACUCGACAACCCUCAUCAUCAUCACCACUGUGACGGGCCUUCAUCCCCAACCCGCAGCUAUCUCCGUCACCAGAUCAGCAGCCGGCCGCUUGGCUCUUCGUUAGACAGGGCCAACUCCACAGAAUCUGUACGAAACACACCCAAUAGUGACAUGUCACCAGCACUGAGCUCCCAGACCCACACUGUGGAGAACCUGGAGACGGAUGUGCCACCAGUGUCGUAUCUGCCAGGGUCACAGGAGGAGGAGUCUAACCGCAGCGUGCCAACAGCCCACGUGCGCCCAUCCCACCCGCUGAAAAGUUUUGCGGUAAUUGCCAUCCCUCCUGCCAGCACCAACUAUGAUGCUGCCUCGUCCAGUACACCAUUACUGGCCCAGACAGGGGCAAACCCUCAAGUACACUCAGUGAAGACGGCAUCAAUAGGAACCCUGGGGAGAAGCAGGUCCCCGAUGGCAGUGACUGUGCCCAGUGCACCAGAUGUUGCAGAAUCCACCAAAAUGCUGGAGGACUCUGAUUCUAAUUAUGGCCCAGAUGAACUGACUGAAGAGAUGGCUCACCUCACAGGGUUGAUGAAGGAUCUCAAUGUUAUCACCACAGCAUAGAUCAGAGUACCAUCAACUACUCAAACUGAAACCAGAGCAGGUCUGCACAAGUACACAAGACACUCAGAGGGUCGACUGCAACAUAACGUGAUGUGUUAAGUCUCGUGGAAACUGCCUUUGUCACAAUUUCAGUCCAGUGGAUGCAGCCUUGUGGAUAUCAUGUAAAUCCAAUCAAGGCCUCGGAAUCUGAUGACCCUCAGCUCUGACAGACUUCUGCUGGUUUGGAAAUGUACUGGAGGUACCGAUAUAGUGUUCGACAUUCGAUAUCGUCUAUUUACUGCGUGUUAACGUUUUCUGUGUUAUAAAGAGAAUGUUGAAUUGUUACUUUGGUAUCCAGGUGUGACAUUUGACUGCCUCACCGUCAGCUGAUGUGAGAUGCAUCAAUUAAUAACAUGGCCAUUUCUUGCUUCCUCUGCAUUACACAGUGCCAAGGCACACAGACUCUGCAACCUUCUGACAAAACUGCCAAGUUAUCCGCGUUCAUCACUGUGAUCUUUUAGCAAUUCCUGCUGGACUUGGCAAGUUAGCUGAUUAAAGCACAAUUAGAAAGAUGGAACCAGCAAGAUCUAUCCACAAAGAACUCAGAAAGAGGCUUGGCAAGACUCAAAGCACAUUGGUUUAAACAAACGUGUGCAGCAACUGACAUUUUAUAUGAAGACUGUCUUUAUGUAUUCUACUGGAAAAUCAUUUAGCCAUAAGGAAAACGAUGUCCACCCUACCAGUGGAUUCUGGUUGCACCAUCUUUAUUAAACCCUAUCAAUGAGUUUUGAUUACAUAGCCAGCAUUAAACCCGAUCAUUAGACCCUCAAUGAUCGAGUUUGAUUUCCCUGCCCUCACUAAUUGUGUUGAGUGGGUAGGCUCCAGUUACAAAUCUGUAUUGAACUCAGUAAAUGGGUUGAGUUUACUGUACCCUCGGGACCUACUUGAAUUGGUCCCAAUUAGAUGGCUCUCAAAUCAAUCCCAUCAAUUGGGUUCUGAUUAGAUUACAUGUUAAAUCAUGUAGUGAGUUCAAUUACAGGAAGCUCCUUUCAUCUCAUUCACCCCACCCCACCUUCCCCAUAACAUCAUUGUAAUUGCUUCUACAGUCAUGGUUUUACUUUGUUUGUGAAUAUUGCUUCCUAUGUACAUCUCCAUGAAUGUUAAUAUAACUGUUUAAGGAAAUUUAUUGUAAUGAAUAUAACUGAACGAAGCUAUUGUGAAGAUUUAGAAAACAUCCCCCUGUUGUAGGCAGUAAGAUCUGUUUUGCACUUUUUCCAUCUUUUACAAGAAUUCUUUCCUUCUGGCCUGUGUUCACAAUUGGGAAACCUCUGUUGUAUCUGUAGUGUCUUCAUUAGCUAAAGCAACUUUCUGUUUUCCAAGGAUGCGGAAGGUGCAGAUUGUUUAUUAAUCACGAUUGUAGAAAUGAUGCAAACUACUGUAGUUUUAUGUACAAAGAACUUUGCUAGUAGCAUACUCGGUGGCUUUUUUUAAACUUCAUGUUCUAAUGUAAUAUUGGAAUUCCAAUACAUUUUGUAUUCAACCAAUAGGAAGAAGUGUGAAUGUAGACUUUUAUU